Closterium sp. NIES-65 is the source of this 8226-nucleotide messenger RNA. The record is from the annotation of a GenBank genome assembly. Lineage: Eukaryota; Viridiplantae; Streptophyta; Zygnematophyceae; Desmidiales; Closteriaceae.
AUGCUCGCCGAGAUUCGCGGUGAGAGUGCGGUGGUCGGGAAGUCGUCUCCCGACCCGCCUCGGAAGGAGAAGAGCAGCGGCAAGGAGAAGAGCAGCAGCGGCAAGGAGAAGCAUGGAAAGGAGAGGCGGAGAAGCCUGGAUGGGGGAAAGAAGCACCACGGCAAAGGCAAAGGAACGUCGGUAGAACCUUCGUCGCAGCAGCAGCAGGAGCAGGAGCAGCAGCAUGGGUCGUCGCAUCGCGAUCGCGACGAAGGCGAGGGCACGGACGCGACAUUUCGCAAGUGGUACAACAGCAAUGACGCGCAGGCGCAUUCCCAGCAUCACACGCCGCAUCACACCCCACGCACCGCCUCCCGCUUCCACGGGCUCUUCCGCAAGUCCUCCACCACCGAUUUCCCACCCCCCGCCGCGCUCGACUCCCCAGGCGCAACCGCGGACGGCGGAAGAACUCCCCCCGCCGCAGGCGCGAGCGCGGGCGAUGUGACGCCGGAGCAGAUGCUUUCCCCCGUUGUGCUCUCCCCGGUGGACGGGCACGCGCGAGGCGGGGUGGCAGCGGCGCUUAAAAAGGGUAUGUGGAAGUUCAACGCGCUUCGGCGCUCUGUCGGAUCCUCCGCAUCUGGCUCCGGAAGUGGGGUUACCAGCGGGGAGAUGUGUUACAGUGGGGAAGACAUGGGGGUGGGUGCGGAGAGCAGCGAGGCUAGACCCUCCAAAUCAUCGACGCUAAAGUCUCCCGUGGGGAAGAUGCGGAGUAGCGGAAGCAGAGGCGCGCAGGGUCAGACGCAGCGGCAGCAGCAGGCGACAGCAGAAACUGCAGGUACAAUCACAAUGGCAGCAACAGCAUUAGUACGUCCGCAGACCGCAGACGCCGCCACUGCGAGCCCCAGGGGCUUCAUGGGCGCAUCGUUCUCCUUCUCCCUGGACAGGCGGAAGGAAGCCGCAAAGAAGACCCUGCUCCCGCGCACCCCCAGCCCUCUCGCUAGCCCUGUUAAUUCGGGAGGGGCAGGCGGAAAGGUGCCGAGUGUAUCGAGCGCGGAGGGCCCAGGGGCGGUCCCAGCGUCGUCCCCGCUGUCCACGCCCUCGCCGCUUCUCACUCCGCUCGGCGCGGAGGGCAGGGGCAGGCGGAAGUCGCUGCUGGACUGGGACCUCGUUUCCCCCACGGCCGCGGGGCUGCUCGGGGGAGCCUCGCGCAUGUUCGGGCGGGAAUCGCGCAGGCAGCAGCAGCAGGUUGGAGGAGGGGAGGGAGGAGGGAGUGCGGCGGGCGUUGUUGCGUGUGUGAGGCCGAGCAGCAGCAGCGGCAGGAGGGUGGCUCGUCGGAGCAGCACGGGCGGGAAGAAGGAGCUGAAUAGGUCGCCUGGUGGUGGUGACAGCCCCGGUGGGGAUGGCGCAGACGCAGGGAGAGGCGCGGGAGGUGGGGUGCCGGUGUCUGUAUCCGAUAGUACUCCACAUAUGGUGCUGGGGCGAGCAGUGGGCGCGUCUAGCUGGCUCAAACCACAUGAUACUGCCGCUACUGCUGGUGGUGCUGCUGUGACUGCUGCUGCUGGUGCGGAUUCUUCCCCGGGAGUAGCAGCAGAGGGAAGAGGAGAUGGGGAGCAAGCGGGGGCGCGUGCUGCUGACAGUGCGGCACCAGAGCAGCGCGGCACGCAGCAGCAGCAUGAAGGGGGCGAGGGGCAGGGGUUACAGGUGGCCGUGGGGGAGGGAGGGCUGGGAGGAACGGACAGGGUGGAUUCGGGCAGGACUGUUAGCUGGGAGAGAGGGCUAGAAGGCGUCGGGUUGGAAGCAGGCUCCUUUGGUGGUCUGGCUGCUGCCGGUGCAGGGGCAGCAGGGGCAGCAGCUGCAGGCACAGCGGCUGCCGCUGCAGCUUCAUUUCGCAGGGAGCGGAGACUGGGUCGCAGCAGGUCACGAGCAGCAGCGAGCGGAGAGCUGCUAGCGCGAGCAGUGAUGUCCCCUUCUCUCCUCGACUCAGACUCGCUGCUAGCUGUAGACGCUGCUCUGGCUUCCGUUGACGCCUCCUCCUCCGCCGCCUUCUGUGGCUCAGGGGAAUUCACCCUUGAUCAAGUGCUUACCCCGCUUACUGUCCCCAACACGCCCAGCGGUAGCAUCCCGAGCACACCGUCUGCCAUCCUCUUUUCCCCCCGUUCUGGUGCGCAUGCGUGGGUUGCGCCUUCCCCCCGCCCCGCGCGUAGUCCCAGAGGCUCUGGCGGGGAAGGGGCUGCGGCGGCAGCAGCAGCGGCGGCGGCGGCGGCAGGGGCGGUAGGGGGAGCAGGGGGGGCAGGUGGGAGUGUUGCGGCGCGCAGGCACCAGCGGCACCGCAGCAAGUCGCGGUCAGGCGCGGACCUGGCAGGAGUGCUGGCGUGGGGGGAGGGUGGAGGGGCAGGACUUUCGGCUCUGGGUGCUACGAGCCCGCGUGGUGGCAAGGGAGGGAUGGUGGGCGGAGAGAAGGAGGGCGAGGGGAAGGAAAAAGGGGAGGGAACGGGGAAAGGAGGCGGAGGAGGAGGAGGAGGAGGAGGAGGAGGGGAUGGGAAGGCAGGAGGGGAGGGGAAGGUGGCAGAGCGGUCGCACUCGCAUAGGCGGUCCAAGUCUCGCGUGCGACCAGACAUGCUGCAUAUACCGCCCAAGCACCACAGCGAGGCGUGGGCGCAGGGAGGAGGGCCCAAAAGCGCGCCCAAUGCUGCCGCCUCUGCCGCGGCUGCUGCUGCUCUCAGCGGCGCGGAAGCGAAUGAGCGGCGGGAGCAGAGGCAGAGGAGGAGGGAGAGGAGCCGGUCGAGGGUGAUGGUGGAGGAGGGGCAGGUUGGGCCUGGUAGUGUGGGUAGUGGGUUCGGCAGCGGGGGUUCAGGGGUUGAUGGGGCUGCACAUGGCUUGCCUCCCUUGUCUCCUCGCAUCAUCCCACACACCCCCGCUUCCUCCUCCCCUUCUGCUGCCGCUCUUGAUGCCGCUGUUGCUGCGUUGCCGCCCCCCUCUGCUCCUGGUCCGCCCAUGGCAGUAGUUGCAGAAGGUGAGGAGAAGGCAGAAAUCAGAGUGCCAGUGGAAACAGCAGCGGCGGCAGAGGCAGCAGGGGCAGCAGAAGCAGCAGGGGUAGCAGGGGUAGCAGCAGCAGGAGAAGGUGAUGAUUCCUGUGUCUCUGCACCAACCCCCUUCUCCUUCCCCACCACUCCUCCUGCUGCCAUCGUUUUUCCCCCACUGCCCAUGCCUGCUGCAGCAGCAGGUGCAGAGCGGUGUGUGGAGGCAGAGAGUGGUGACGGGGUAGUGGUGGAGGUGCAAGAGGGGCGUGAAAAUGGUGUGAGGGAGAUGAUGGGGGAGGUGGGGCUGGGUAUGAAUGGGGGUAGCCGUGAAGCUGGGGAGGGGGACGCAGGGGAGGAGGGAGGGAAAGGCGUGGAAGGGAAGGAAGAGGGAGGGAAUGCAGAGGGAGAAACGGGGCUUGAAGGCGUGCCUGCAAUGCUUGUGCAGACUAACUUGGAGGUUGUGGAAAGGACAGGCGUAGGGGCAGAGGCAGAGGCAGAUGGAGGGGCAGUGGCAGGGGCAGAGGGAGGGGCAGAAGGAGAGGUAGAGGCAGACACAGGGUUAGGGGUGGAUGAAGAACUUUGUGCAGGCGAGAGGGGAGUCGAGAAGGAGGUUGUUGGGGACGAGAGAAAUGGCGCGCGUCUGCCUGCUGAAGCGCAGACAGAAAGUGCUGCUGCUGCCGCUUCUGCUGCUGAGAAGGACGGAGUAGAUGAGGAAGCGGAAGGCAGCGGGAUGGGGAGGGCAGACGGGGGGCCACGUAGGGUGGAGGAGGGGGAGGAGCAGGAGCAGGAGCAGGGUGAGAGCAGUAGCAAGGGGAUGGAAGAGGUUGGGGCAGGAGGAGGAAGAAGCAGCGGAGUGAACGCUCUUGUGAGUGGAGAGAAUGGUGAAACGAUGGCGAAGAGGAUAGAGAUCGAGGUGGAGAUAGAAAGAGAAGGAGAGGUGGAGGUAGAGGUGGGUGUGGUGGGUGUGGUGGGUGUAGACAGCAGCAUGGGUGGUGAGGAUGGUGUUGCUGAUGAUUUAAGGGAGGGGUUGAAGGGAGGAGUGGUGGAUGAGGAUGGACAGGGGGAGAAGGGAGAAGAGGGAGGAGAGGGAGGAGAGGCAGGAGAGGGAGGAAAGAAGGGACAGGUGGAGGAGGGGCAGCAGGUGAGUGUUGGCGUGGAAGUUAGUAUGGAGAGUGGUGAGGCGGGAGCAGAGAAGGAUGAGGGUGAUGGCGAAUCUUCGAGCCCACAGGUGCUGCUGCUGAGACAGGAGGGGAUCAGAGGGCCUGCCAGGAAUCUCGUGGGGGAGGAGGAGGGAGAAGAGGAGGAGGACGAGGACGAGGAGGAGGAUAUUUAUGAGGAUGAGUCAGAGGGUGAGUAUGUUGAUGGGGAGGAGGAGGAUGACAUGUUGCUUGAUGGAGAGGAGGAGUUGAUUAGUGACAGUGAGGAAGAGCUCAUGAGUGAGGAUGGCGGGUCUGUGAGCGGCGAUGCUGAGUUCGAUUCGGAGUACAGUGAUGGGAUGUACUCGGAAGGGGAGGAAGAGUAUUCUACAGAGGGGGAGGGAGAGGAGGAGGGGCAUGAGGAGGGGAGUGAGUCGGAUUUGGGUGGUACAAGGGUGGUGGGAGCGGGGCGGGUGAGGAGGAAGAGGGGAGGAAGGGUGGUGGCGCGUGGGAAGGGAGGAGUUGGGUUCAGAAAGCCUGGGCAUGGGAAUGAUAUUACAGAUGAGGACGAGGUUUGGAGUGAGGAGGUGGAGGUGGACGGGGAGGAGCAUGGGGUGUCUCCUGGUGCAAGCAGACACGCGCGUGUGCAUGGGAGGGGGCAUGGGAGGAGUCAUGGGGGGGUGCAUAGCCGCAAGCAUGGGCACUCACAGGUUGGCAAGGGGAGCAGGGGAGGGCAUGCGGAGAGAAGGCGAAGGGGUGUGGUGGGUGAACGGGUAGGCGACGAGGACAUGCCUCCAGAGCUGCUCUAUGUGCGCACGCUCUCCAUCAUGCGCCGCCCAGAAAUCGCCCACGCGCACGGGCAUGGGCAUGGCCACGCGCACGGUGCUCCUGCUGUGGCCGCCCGCGCGCUGCACAGGGAGUUUGGACCUGUGGCGGCGGCGCGGCGGCGCGCGCAGCAGUGCCGCGACCACUGGUCGUGGCUGUUCAUGCAGUAUCUCGAGAUGAUGCUGCAGCGUUUGGCGGGGCAGGAUGAUGAUGAUGAUGCCGUGUCGCUCAUGCCUGGCGGUCCAGGCCCGCAUGCAUUCAGUAUGGAUGAUGACGAUGAGGAUGAGUGCAUCGUCCCCCGAGCGGGGCCGGUGUCUUCUCUGUCGGAUCGGUCGUGGUCGGAUGCGGCGCCCGUGUGCGUCACUCGCAUCACGCACCGCCGCCGCAGCCGGCACUGGUCCGCCACCGAAGCCGUGCGGGAGUAUGAAUGGGUGCGGCGGAAGUUCAGAGGAGUGGCGGACAGUGCGGAGAAGCUCAGCGAGGCGCAUGUGGGGGAGGUGUUUGUGGCAGGGCUGGCUGUGUGGCUCAAGUACUGGGAGCAGUGGGGCGAGGUGAAGCCGCAGUGGGUGGUGGAGGAAGAGGAGGAGGAGGAGCAGGCGACUAGGGAUAGAGAGAGAGACAGUGUGAGUGGAGGGGGGAGCAGCGUGGGCGGGUUCCUGUCUCCUCGGUUUCCUGACUCUGCUGGUGCGUCUCCUUUGAGAGAUCCCUUGGGAUCAGCAGCAGGCGCUGCUGACGCCGGCAGCGCAGGAGACUUCUCAGCAGCAGCAGCAGGACACGGGGCAGGGGUGGGCAAGGGAUGGGGGCCGGAAGGGAGUCUGCAAGCCAGGCUCCUAGCAGAGGCGCUAGGCACAGGGCCGCCGCAACCAGCCACAUGUUCCCAUGAUGAUAUUCUCCUGGUGGCCGGGCUAGGAGCAGCAAUCAGCUCGUGGCAGCCUGCCACGGCGUGCAUGUGUCUGCUGCGCCUGCUGCACCGCAUUGCUCGCUUUGAACUCCUCGCUAACAACUUCGCGUGGCCGCGAGAAGGGUCCCUCUUCCGGGAGGGCUCUGGGGUGCUGGGCCGCGAGGGCAGCGGCAACUUCGGCUUGCAGGCCAGAGCAGCGUCGUCUCGCUCGCUCACACCGCCGGCCCGUGCGUCUGGCUUGGCUGGGUCGGGGAACAUGGGGGGUCUGCUGGGUGGUGGUGGUGAUGGUGGUGGAGGAGGAGGAGGAGUGGGGGCGGCGGCAGGAGCGGCAGGAGGUAGUGCAAGUGGCGGGAGUCAGCCUGGGUCGCCUGGCUCCAGAACCUCCACCUCCUCCAACCCCACAUCCUCCUCCAUGCCUCCCCUGCCCCCCUCCGCCUCCGCCUCUGCCUCCUCCCCACCGCUCUCCACACUCGUGCCAUCCUCCCUCUCCUCAUCCCCCCACACAUCCUCCUAUCUCCAAUCAUCCACUGUCGCCAGCACAUCUCUCCUCUCCUCUGCCCCAGAACUUCCCAGCUUUGGCCGAGUGCUCAACGUCAGGGUACCUUCCAAUCUCCCGGCCUGCCGAGCCUUCAUCCUCUCCUGCCUUAAGGCCGUCCUCACAGCAUGCCACGACCGAACGCUCUCCCACCCGCAACACCCCCUCCCUUCUGCCGGCUCCCCAACCUCCCCAACCAACCCUGCGUCCACGCACCAUCCGCUCACCUCCGUCUCCUCCCCGCCACGCCCCAACCUCCUCCUCCCCAGCCACCGAACCCAGAAGCCCUGGCAGCCUAUGCGUCUAGCAAGUCUCGCCGAGGUGGCUCUAGCAGAGGGUAUCGCGCGGGCGAAGCACAGCAAUCUCUCGGAGCGAUGCGAGGAGAUAGACAGGCUCUACUACAGCCUGGGUCUUGGCCCGGGCGUUCUAGCCAUGAACCUCGCUGCAGAGAUGAGGGAGAUGAAGCAUUUACACCCGGACGAUCUCGUCUCUCUCGCUCUGCAUAUGGAGUCGCUGGGAUUGGAGGAAGCGGCGUUCCAUGUGGUGCUGUGUGCGGUGGCGUCUGGCCGGCUGGCGGCCGAUGGGUUUGACCAUGUGAUCCGCAUGGUGUUUCAGGGCAGUGGCGCGGAGUCGGUUAACGCGAGAUUCGCCCGGCUUGCUAGUACGGUGAAGACUGCGCAUAUUGCCACUGUGGAAGGGGGAGGCGGAGGAGGGAGUGGGGGAGGGGGAGGGGGAGGAGGAGGAGCGGGAGGUGGUGGUGGUGGUGGUGGUGGGCCUGGCAAUGGUCCUGGUGCUGUUGGUGGCGCCGGGAUCGAGCGCAGCAGCAGCGGCAUGAGCACGAGCAGCAGCAUGGGGAUGGAUCGCAGCAGCAGCGGGGUGAGCAGGCGGGACAGGCCAGCAUCGUAUGUAGCAGAGCUAGCAGACGCCAUGCUGCGAUGCACCGACAUGAAACUCUGCCACCCGUGGGCGUACGAAGUGACGCUCAACUUUCUCCGCAUGCACUCCCGGGGCUUGCUCGGCGGGCCCGGAGCAGCCGGCGGUGCCCUGGGCGUGUCUCGAAUGGGCAACGUCGUGGUUGACUGGAGGGAGAAGGAGCUGAGCGCGCUGGUGAUGCUCAACCGCUGGCUGGGGAGUGGCGCUGCUGCUGCUGCUGCAGCGGCGGCUGCUGCGGGUGCGGGAGGAGGCGAGGUGGGAGGCGGUGAGGAGCGGGCGAUCGAGGUGAUAGAGAGGAUGGUGGAGCCGGCGACGGAGGUGGGGUGGGCUGUGUGGCUGCGCAUUGGGCGGAACAUAGAGACGGAGCUGCACCUGCCGCUGCUGCUCGAGUCCAUGCACGUGAAAUCGCUCAUGCACACAUACGAGGCCAUAGACGAGGAAGGCUCCUGUGCGGACCCACUAGACCUGGAAGUCUUCGACUGGGGUCUACGGGGGCUGCUGCUCGCGCUCCCGGACUCCACGUCCCCCGCCAUGCGCCCAGCGGCGCUGCUGGAGAUAGUGUAUCCGCUGGACGAGGAGAAGCCUGAUCUGUCGCUCGCUAUUGCGUCCCGCCUCGCUGCCACUGUGGCUGACUCGCGCAAGUGGCCCCUCGCGGACGUGCCAGCGCUGGUGGCGCAGAUACUCACCAUGACCGAUGACUGGCAUUUGAGCAAUGAGCAGAAGUCGCGGGCGGUGAACGUGGCGUGCCGGCUGUGGGGGUGGGCCAUGCCCAAGCGAGCGCAGCUGGUGAAGCAAUGCGAUAACGCGGAGGAGGUGAGGGAGGUGAUGGAGAGGAGUGCUGCUUCCAUCUGGCGCUCCGUGGGUGCCUCAGCAGGAUCAUCACCUCGGAACAUUUGA